Messenger RNA from Daphnia pulex (common water flea), 2613 nucleotides. RefSeq names its product xaa-Pro aminopeptidase 1-like. Gene Ontology annotation, molecular function: metalloaminopeptidase activity. The transcript is spliced from 15 exons. The coding region runs from base 183 to 2465 and encodes 760 amino acids. NCBI's taxonomy places the organism in Eukaryota, Metazoa, Arthropoda, Branchiopoda, Diplostraca, Daphniidae. The record is from RefSeq and is a predicted model, not a curated record.
AGAAAACCACAGGUAAGAAAUUGAAGGUCAUCAGUCAUCACCAUCACCAUCCUCGACCAUCAUGUGUAAAUAUAGCCUCUUAAUCCGACAAGGUUCAUCCGACCGUGCAAAUAAUAGCUGCUGAGUCCAGUUUUUCAAGUCCAGUUUCAUCGCUCUUUUUACAAGAGUAAGAAGUAAGAGAUAUGGAGGCCUCAAGCACAUUUCAUUUCAUCACAAUUGUUAUUAUUUGGUUGAUGACCGAAAGAGCUCUGGCUGCUUCAGUCUCGCCAGUAGCCACCAGCAAGGCUACAACCAGCGUCUACCGGAAUGAAAUGAUAGAUCGACUGGCCUGUCCGCCGGAUAAUGGCCAACAUGAGCCAGUCAACCGAGUGAAUACGUCGCAGCGUCUGGAAAUGUUAAGAAAGGCCAUGACUUUGUCCAAAGUCGACGCUUACAUCGUUACAGGAGACGACGAGCAUCAGACAGAACUCAUUUCUCCCGACAAAGACAGGCGGCAAUUUGUCUCCGGCUUUACGGGCAGUUCGGGGACAGCUGUCGUGACAGACAAACGAGCCGUUUUAUGGACAGACGGCCGCUACUAUCUGCAGGCCAAUCUGCAACUGGAUUGCCAGUGGACCCUCAUGCAACCCGGAGACGACAAGGUAACGGAGAUUAGCCAUUGGCUAAAGUCCGCCCUGUCACCGGGUGAUCGAGUGGCGGCCGAUCCGAAAUUGGUCAGUUUCGAUCUUUGGCUCCAAUGGCGAAACGAUCUAGCCGUCAGCGACAUUUGGCUGGAUGCUUUGCCAACCAAUCUUGUCGACGACGUCUGGAACGACGCCAAAAUCGAAAGCUCUAAUAAACCGACAUGCAGCAGCAACAGCAGCAGCAGCAACGCUAAACCAAGACCCGCUUAUGUUCACGACGUUGCCUUCGCUGGUCAAUUGUGGCAAGACAAAGUGGGUGCGGUGCGGAAGGAGUUGAUGACCCAAAAGGUCGACGCGGUGGUUGUGACGACGCUGGACGAGAUCGCCUGGUUGCUCAACGUACGUGGCUCCGAUGUAGCCAACAGCCCGCUGGUGGAGGGCUACGUCUUUUUAUCGUUGGAUCGGAUUGUGCUCUUUAUCCAGCCGGAGAAAGUCACGGGGACGAUCCGGGAGCACUUGAACAGCGACCGCUGUCAAGAGGAACCUAUUUGUGUCGAAGUCAGAGCCUACGAAGCCGUUUUCAAAGACUUGGCUGUUUUGGCACAAAAUGUCAGUUCGGUCCUCCUUCCAUCAACAUACGCCUACAGCGGUGGAGUCAGUUUCGCCAUCUACGAAACGAUUCCGGCGGACAAGAGACGGACGUCACCUUCGCCACUGAUUUUAUUGAAAGCGACGAAAAAUGCAGUUGAAGUGGAAGGAAUGAGAAACGCCCACCUGAAAGACGCCGUGGCCCUUUGUGAUUUUAUUUCACUGCUCCAAGAACAGGUGCAAGAGGGCAAGGAGCAAUGGGACGAGUUGAAAGUGGUGCACACCUUGGACGAGUAUCGCGCCCAGCAGGACUUGAAUCGAGGGCCCAGUUUCAGUACGAUCGCCGCAUUUGGACCCAACGGCGCCGUCAUCCAUUACAGGCCAUCGGUGGAAACCAAUCGGGUCAUUGACAAUUCCUCGUUUUUGCUCAUCGACUCUGGUGGCCAAUAUCUCGAUGGAACGACGGAUGUGACUCGAACGUUCCAUUUUGGACGAGCCACGCAACUCCAAAAGGAAAUUUACACUCGAGUCUUGAUGGGAGCCAUUGAUCUGGCCACACUGGUUUUUCCGGACUCGAUUGAUGACACCCGGAUCGAUGUUAUAGCUCGUCAACACCUUUACAGCGCUGGACUGGACUACCUUCACGGAACGGGCCACGGAAUCGGCUCCUUUCUGAACGUUCACGAAAGUCCAAUUCAACUGCGAAUCAACAGCAAAGAGCCGCACAAAUUCCAGCCCAAUUUCUUUUUCUCGGACGAACCGGGUUAUUACUUGGCCGACGAGUACGGAAUCCGAUUGGAAACGAUCCUGCGCGUCGUCGACCUAAACAUGACGGAGGGCGGCGGGAAUAGAUUCCUUGGCUUCGAGCCUGUGACGAUGGUUCCGUUCGAGAGCGACUUGAUUCUAGCCGACAUGAUGACCUCCAAACAAUCAAGCCAAACUAAACAAUCGACUGGAGAGAAUUGCCAUUUUUAUCUCGUAAUAUUUUGUUGGGUUUCCCAUUUUGUUUUCCCGUGUCUAGAUGAAGUGGCUGAACGAUUACCACCAACUGGUCCGGCAGAAUGUCGUCGCCGAGUUGCAACGACGACAACAACAAAACCCGCCAGGGAAAACAUCCGCCACUUCCUCCAAAACAAGCGGAUGCUUGCCCUGGCUCCUGUCCAAAACUCGUCCGCUACCCCUUUGAGAUAUUCCCCCCCAGCAUCGCAUUCGACACGCUUCUUUCUUAGAACUAUCUCAUUUUUAACCAAGUAACCGAAAAUUUCGCUUAUUACUUUUACAUUCGAUCCGCUUUUUUUUUCUUUUUGCUCAAGAAAUCCUGACGGAUGGAGUCGUUCACAUUCCCGACAUUCUCCGUUCAAGACAAUUGGUUACUCCCGAAAAUACAUCGUCUGAAUAUUUA